AUGGUACAUGGCCCAUGCGGGCCACUCAACACAUCAUCCCCUUGCAUGUUCGAUGGUGCAUGUUCCAAGGAUUACCCCAAACAGUUUCAGAACGCCACCAUGCUGGCUGUCAACGGCUAUCCACUUUAUCGCAGGAGAGAUAACGGUCAGACAAUCCAAAUUGGACGCCAUGAAGUCGACAACCGCUGGAUUGUACCAUACAAUCCAUACCUAACCCAGAAAUUCAAUGCACAUAUCAAUCUCGAGGCAUGCACAUCCAUAAAGUCAGUGAAGUACCUCUUCAAGUACGUCUACAAGGGACACGACUGCGCCAACAUCAGAAUUACAGAAACCAAUCAGUUAACACACGACGAAAUCCACACCUUCCUUGAUACGAGGUACAUCAGCCCCCCUGAAGCCUUCUGGAGACUAUCCAAAUUUAAAAUGCAGGACAAAUCCCACACAAUUUACAGGCUAGCUAUUCAUCUCCGAAACCAGCAACCAGUCUACUUCGAGGAAGGUCACCAUCAAGAUGCAGUUGCAGCAGCCACAGGUAAACAUACCAUGCUCACCGCAUAUUUCAGCAUCAAUGCUCAGGAACAGACACCUUACCUUUACACAGAAUUCCCACAAUAUUACGUCUGGGAUAAAGCCCACAGGACAUGGAAACCAAGGAAACAGAGAGGGGACAAGAUAAUAACUAGGAUCUACUCCGUCACCCCUAAAGACCAUGAAAAGUACUGCCUCCGCAUAUUAUUGCAUCACACACCAGGCGCCACAAGUUUCUUAUUCCUAAGAACCGUACAAGAUCAAGUCGUCGAUACAUACAAAGAAGCGUGCAUACUACGAAACCUCCUGCUCGAUGACCGUCAAUGGAACACAGCACUGGAAGACGCCAGCCAAUUCCAAAUGCCAUCACAACUCCGAGCAUUGUUCGCCACGAUAUGCAUCUACUGUGCUCCAACUGAUGCCCUACAACUAUGGGAAACCCACAAGCCAGCCCUCUUUAAGGACUUCCUCGACCUGCACCACAUGCCCCCAGAAGCUGCAGAACAAGAAGCCCUACUGCAUCUUCAAUCCAUAUUAGAACAACACGGCCUAUCAUGUGCACAUUUCAAGCUACCAACACCGCAAGCAACUAACAGUGUGGCAUUUCAUGCACAAUUCAACACAGUCGCCGAGCAAAAAGAAGCAGACGAAUUGAUGGCAAUGCUGAACUCUGACCAACGCCAAUUCGUCGACAGAAUCUUAACUGACCUUUGUGAAGUAUGCACGGCAGCCAAGCCUAAAUGCCGAGCUUAUUUCUUGGACGGCCCUGGUGGAAGCGGCAAGACCACAUGUUACAAUGCAAUCAUUUCAGCUUUCCGUAGCCAACAAGUACCUGUCGCUCCCACAGCUUGGACUGGGAUUGCUGCAACACUCCUCAAAGGCGGUCGAACUGUACAUAAUCUCUUCAAACUACCAGUCCCAGUACUGGAUACAAGUGUAUGCAAUGUGAAACCAACAUCAAAACACGCCCAGUACCUCCGCUCCGUCACUUUGUUCAUCAUAGACGAAGCUUCCAUGAUCCCAGUCCAUGCACUCACAGCCAUUGACAAAAUGUUGCGUGAUAUCCUCACCUCAGACUGCCCAUUCGGAGGCAAAAUAUUCGUCCUCGGAGGAGACUUCCGGCAAGUGCUGCCAGUCAUGCCAAGAAAACCACCAAGAGUAGUCAUAGAAAACUGCCUGAAACAAUCACACUUAUGGAGUCAGUUCCAAAUCUUCCACUUAACAAAGAACAUGAGAGCUGGCGACGAAGAACAGGCUUUUGCGAAAUGGUUUCUGGAACUAGGGAAUGGUGAACUCUCCACCAGUACGAAUAUCCACAAUUCUGUAAACCUCUUAGAAGGCGAUAUUGUCAAUGCCAAGAAUGAUAUCCCACAGAUACGAAAAGACACCAACAAAAAAGUCAAUGUCAUCCUUGGCAAAGUCCAAGUUUGCAAGAGGGAAUUGAUCUUCCAAGACAAAGCCAGGCAAAAGGCACUGCAGAGAAGAGAAUCCUCAAGCCCCUCCUGCAAAACCCCUCUCCGCUACCUCUCGCCACCACCAAUGUCACCUGCAAAAUAUUCACCACAACAACCAUCCCCUUAUAAGCAAGCACCAAUGACACCAUCGCCAACGUUCAGGCCUGUCACACGCCAUCUAAACGCUCCUCGCCCCAAAAUACCAAAACUCAGCUUAGAACUCUUCCAAGACGACGACAUGGACGACGCCACCCUAUCCGAAGCCACUGAGCCUGAAGGACCAGCAAACAAAGUUGCCACCCCUACCCUAACCAAAGCCACUGACCCUGAAGUACCACCAAACAAAGUUGCCGCUGACGCAAAGAUUCAACACCAUGACAAAGAGGCCACCACUACCACAGUUGCCACCACCACCACUUCCAGUCACAACAAAGAAACCACUCAACCUAUAGUGACAGAGGAACCACCCAAGAAAAUGCAAUAA
Molecule: messenger RNA, 2466 nt
Organism: Lineus longissimus
Lineage: Eukaryota; Metazoa; Nemertea; Pilidiophora; Heteronemertea; Lineidae
Exons: 2
Coding region: 1-2466 (821 amino acids)
Biological process (GO): telomere maintenance; DNA repair
Molecular function (GO): DNA helicase activity
Source: RefSeq, a predicted model, not a curated record